Didymella exigua CBS 183.55 is the source of this 2559-nucleotide messenger RNA. RefSeq lists its product as uncharacterized. The record is from RefSeq and is a predicted model, not a curated record. Bases 284 to 2371 code for a protein of 695 amino acids. Lineage: Eukaryota; Fungi; Ascomycota; Dothideomycetes; Pleosporales; Didymellaceae. The transcript is spliced from 2 exons.
GCUCCCCGCUGCAAUCUGAUGAUGUGAUAUAACAACCUCGUCGCACCAGCGCCAGCUGAUGCCUGUCCGGGAACACGUUCGUCCACCCCUUACCCCUAAAAUUUCGGUGCCGCUGCCUGGAUACCCUUCUUCACUCUCCUUCAGCUACGAAUGCAUAGCGCUCUACUUUCAGACGGUGCCUUCCCAAAGUCCAAUUGUAUUGGAUCGCAUGAAAGGUUUAUUCGGCAUGUCAAGGGGUGUCAGUUGUAGUUCCGGAUCCUGCUAGUCGAUCGGGUUCUUUGCUAUGAUGGAAGAUCAUGUGAACAUCCCGGAGGAGUCGAUGCGACACAUUGAAGCGCUCCUGGCGAGACAUCCCCCACAAACAAUACAGAGGAUGUUCUCGCAGACGCUUGAAUCCCGUCGCAACUCCAUAUCAUCCCUCGCAUCUACGAAUACUACAGCAACAAGCUCGACUUCAUCGUCCGGCUCGUCAUGGCGCUCCCGUUUGUCGAUAGCUUCGACGUUCUCAUCAUCUACUGGCCACAGUGAUGGUGCGUCUUCGGUUGCAUCAUCAGCUUCGUCACGCUUCAGGAUGAGAAGAGCAGAGCCUCGCUCAUACCCCGCUGGGCCAGAUCCAACGCGACCUGUGCCUGCUAUAUUGACGCCUGCAUCUGACAUUAGCAGUCCGCUCGAUAACCAAUACGAGCACACCGUCACGCCCACAGAUGACAUCAGCGUUGCCUCGCCCACCUUGUUCCCAGACGAAAAGGGUCAAGGGCAAUCUGGCGAUUCGUACAUGUUCUGUACCUACUGUGCCGAGCAGAAGUCUCUGAAGACCUUUAAGGCAAAGUCGGACUGGAAGAAGCACGAAGCAAGGAUGCACGAGACCGGUGAAGACUGGGCGUGUGUUGUGAAUGGGUGUAGCCGCAUCUUCGAUCGACAGAAAGACUUUAUCAAGCACCACCAGCGCUAUCACUCCGGCCGACCAUUGCCAUCAUUGACGGAUAUUGGUAUCACUCUUCUUCCUAGACGAGUAUUCGGCUGCGGAUUUGACAAGUGCAAGGAAGUGAGCAUUGGGUGGGACGAGCGGUGCGACCACGUUGCAAAACACAUGAAGAACGGCGCGACAUCCGAGCAGUGGAAGUACUCAAACCUGAUACGGAACCUGGUUCGGCAAGAAGCGCUACACGAGACGUGGAAGGAAAUAGUCGCUUGUCUGGACGAGCGCUUGAAGGAGAACCGCGCACAGAUCAGCUGGUGUCCGGAUAACACCAGAGUUCUGCGCCAGAAGCUACAGUGUUGCGACUUGAGGCCGAGUCGAGAGGAGGUGCUCAUAACAGCAUUGAGCUUGCGUUCUGACAUGGUAGUGGAUCCCAUUCACCAGCAAGUCCCACUCGGCUUCGUUACACCUAGUAGGGACUCGGUGCCAAAUGUCGAUAAAUUGACACGCGAGCAGCGCAUGCAGAUUCUGAUCGGUCACUCGAAUGUUCAGCUGUCCCGGACGAGAUUGGCAACACUAAACGCUGCUUUACUUGGCGUCACUACUCAUACGCCAAAUUAUCAUUGUGGAUCAUCGCCCUUUGGCGAAUCGAGCUCUCCCACAAUUGAUACGACUGAGCGUCGCAUCAGCUAUAUGGACAUAGAUCCGGGUGACUACUUGGGCGUUGCGCAGCCUGCUAUACCAGAUAUGCAUCUAAGCUUGAGCGCACCUCAGAUCGAUACUCCCGUCACUGGAAACGGACAGCAAAUGCAGCAACAACCGAACAACUACGUGGACCAAACAAAGGGGUCGCCAAAUCCACUUGGGUGGUACUAUCCCAACUACUUCGAUGCCGCACCUCAGUUUGAGGAGUCGCAAUACUACGACCGGCCAUCACUAGGACAGAUGAUUGCCAAACCUCUGCACAAGAUUGGCACCCGUCUGAACACUUCUAGGAACAGCUCACGGCCGACCUCUCACGUAGAGCAGAAUCCUGGCGACAUCACUGUUGACUUCGGCAUCCAGAAUCCCGUGGCGGCGCUAAGCAUGCGCAAUCUCCACGCAAACGCCCAGCCUCCACAACAGCAGCCAGUGCAGCAACAGCAAAUGCAGCAACAGCAAAUACAGCAACAGCAAAUACAGCAACAGCAAAUACAGCAACAGCAACAACAUCAACAACAACAACAUCAACAUCAACAUCAACAUCAACAUCAACAUCAACAUCAACAUCAACAUCAACAUCAAAAUCGACAUCAAAAUCAACAUCAAAAUCAACAUCAACAUUUCCAGCAACAACACGUACACCAGCAUCAGCAUCAGCAACAGCAAUCCCUUGCCCACCCACAACCCCAGCACUUCCGCAACCCCGCCCAAAUGCAGGAUCAGCUUCAAUUGUUCACGACUCACAACUAGCAAUGUUCACGACCAUGACAUAACUACUUCUGCAUUCAGCGAGCAUAUAGACGUUUCUUAUGUUGUCUUUCGCAUGCUGCUUUUAUUGAUACCCCGUGCCUUCGGCAUUUGAUAGAUGUACUAUGAUAUGUUUCGCAUUAGAGAAUAGAGCCGUGAGGCAGGUCUCAAUACACAAAACUACAAGGAGU